This is a messenger RNA of Coregonus clupeaformis (lake whitefish), 3209 nucleotides long. It is a transcript of the gene ky, whose product is annotated as kyphoscoliosis peptidase. NCBI's taxonomy places the organism in Eukaryota, Metazoa, Chordata, Actinopteri, Salmoniformes, Salmonidae. The coding region runs from base 21 to 2696 and encodes 891 amino acids. The record is from RefSeq and is a predicted model, not a curated record. The transcript has 6 exons.
UAUAACCAAAACUGGAAACGAUGGGCAAUAUUCUUCACAUGAGGUCUGUAGAGGUCCCAUUCCCAAAGAUAUCCCACAACCACCGCAGCGUCUAUUGCCCCCUCCCUACCAACAGCCACCUACAGCACUACUGCUACAACAGCAACAACAGCAACAACAGCAACAACACUAAAGUGACCGAGGAGGAGUCCUACCCUCUGGCCACGCAGAAGACUUCAGGUCAGGAGGUCAAAACUGGGGAAAGUGGUGAAAAGAAAGCCUCCAAACCCCAAGAUGGCUGCUCUAAAGACACCUCAAAAACAACGUCAGACGACAAACAAAGUCUGCCGGUCGUCCAGCAAGAGUGGAAGCUGGAGACUCUGUCACAAAAUAACAUCAACAAUAUCAUGAAAAGCCACAUAACUGUAGCGUCAAACGUAGCAACCAAAACGACAGUGGCAACUGUUGCCAGUGCGGCCCAGUCCAAGGCUAGUUCUAGUGUUCUAGUUCUGUGUCAGAAAUGGGCUGCCAUGGAGUCGGAGGCCCAGAGACCCAUGGCCAAGCGGCAGCUGUCGGAUGAGAGCGCUGCCUGCUCCCUCAGGGUGGUGAAGAAGAGUACUUUGAGGAGGGAGGAGGUGCAGAGUGAGGUGGAGGGAAGAGCCCCGGUGAAGCCCAAACACAGUAUAGUGAAGAGUGGAAGCAUCUCAAAAAAAAAGCUCAGAAAGGAGCUCUUUGCCACAACAGAGGUCUUCAGCAGGGUGGAUAACCAUGCCAUCAAUACUGGAAAAUUGCGCAGUCAAAGGAUCUUCUCAGUUCCGACCAUCACCCAGACCAUCACAGAAGGAGCGCAGAAUGAGCUGGAGAAACUGAGAGCCAUCUGGAUCUGGCUCUGCCACAACAUCGAGUACGACGUGAGUGGCUAUCUUGGCCUGACGGACAAGCUGUGCUCCCCAGACAGGGUCAUUGAGACGGGUCGGGGCGUGUGCUGUGGAUACUCCAGCGUCUGCAUGCAGAUGUGCCAGGAGGCAGGAAUCGAAUGCCAAGAGGUGUCUGGCCAUGGCAAAGGUAUUGGGUACAGGCAAGGCCAGAGCUACCAAAACACCAAGUCCCUCCACAUGUGGAAUGCAGUGAAACUGGGAGGCCACUGGUAUCUACUGGACGCCUGUUGGGGAGCAGGGAGAGUAGACAUGGACAACAAAGCCUUUAUUAAGAGGUACGAUGACUUCUACUUCCUGACAGACCCUGAGGACUUCAUCAACUCCCACUGUCCAGAUGAGCAAGAGUGGCAGCUGCUGGACAAUCCCAUCCCACUGGAGGAGUUUGAGAAGAGGGUUCUAAAGACCUCGGAGUUCUACAGACUGGGCCUGACCCUCCUCCACCCCAAACACUUCCUGCUGGUCACAGAAAAUGGUGAGGCCUCGGUGUCCAUGAAGUUCACCAAGCCUGUCGACUUCACCUACCAGAUCUCUCAGCGGAACGGCUGUGGACCCAAAGCAGUCAACAGCUCGUCUGGCCUGCUCACUGUGACCCGGGAGAGCAUGAGGUUACGACUGCUGCCCCCUACAGGUGGCACGUAUGACGUCAUGAUCUUUGCCCGGCCAGGUAACAACUCAGGGACGUUCAGCUGGGUCUGCUCCCUCCUGGUGGAGUGUCCAGAACAGAAACCAAUGGAAGAACUCCCUGAGAACCCCUUCUUGUCCUGGGGUCUGCAGCGGAACGCAGAGAGCCUGGGAGUGAAGAAGUGCAGCAACGGGGCAGAGGCUGCAGUGUCGAAGACUGGCUCCUUCGAGCUGGUCCUGCACACCUCCAGACCACUCAUGAUGCUGUGUGAACUGACCCACAAAGACCUUGACCCGUCCAUAGCCAAGAGGUGUCUGGCCACUCAAAUCCAAUCUGACCACCUCACCUGUAAUGUCCUCUGUCCCUAUCUAGGUUACUAUAGGUUGUCUGUGUUUGUUCGUGACUACGAGCGGCCCCAAGACGGCUUCAAGAACGGAGGCAACUUCCUCUUGCGCUGCACAGAAGGCGCUAUCAACCUCAACGAGCUCUUCCCCCCUGCCCUUAGCACUGCCUGUGGGCCUGGAAUCCGGACGCAAGACGCCGGCCUCUCCAAGUUCAGCCACACGGGGGUGCUGGUGAGCACCCAGCAAGGCAAAUGCAACAUUACCUUCCAAAACCAACAAGACCUGGAGCUCCACGCUGUGCUGUUCAAGGAACAACGCAAGAGACUGGGGCACCCACUCUCCCGGCACAUCUUCUUCACCUACAACAGCAGCAAAGUGACCAUCAGCGUGGCCCUACCCGAGGCCGGAGUCUACAAGCUGGGCCUUUACGCCAAGUCCUCCACUGACCAGGACUUCAGAAUGCUAUGUGACUUUGUGCUGCGCAACAGCUCAGAGAGCAGCUGGCCUCCGUUCCCCUGCACCUACACAGCCUGGCAGAGGGGUAGUGUGCUGUUCGAGCCCCGCGGGGGUCUCCUGGAGCCCCUGUCCUGGGUGCAUUUCAGGGUCAGGGUUCCCGGGGCCCAGAGGGUGAGCGUGCUGGGGGAGCAGCUGAUGGAGCUGCAGCUCAAUAAGAGCCGUGUGUGGGAGGGAGAGGUGUUCACCGGGGCCAACAUGUCUCAGCUCAAACUGGCAGCCAGUGGGGGUGGAGGUGGCUCCACUGACAUGGCCAUUAUCAUGUCUUUCGACGUGCUGAGCCAGCAGAACGAAAUGUAAAGCGAUAAGCAGGUGGGCGGGGAGACAAGGGAUUACUAAGAGACUGUAUAAACAGGUAUUUUACCAUACCCUUGUUGAAGCACAGUAAAGCACGGAUGGGUUAGGCUCUAGGAAUAAGGUGCUCUAUCAGAAAUAUCUUGGUUUGACACAGGUACUGAAUGCCAUAAAUGUGAAAUUAUUUGUAGCUUUUGUUGCUGGAUCUGAUUUGUUUGUUUAGUUCAUAAGAAAAUGAUAUCUGAUUAUGCCUCAAAGUGUCCCUGCAAGGUGCUGUAUGAAACACAAAUUCAAUGCUUUCUACAUAUAAAUAAUUAUAAGUAUGGACUUUGCUGCUCUGUAUAAAAAUGCAUUUAGAAUAAUUACUAUUGGUCAGAAUCCUAUUACCUAAGUAGUAACAUGAAUUGCUGAAUGCUUUAUGAGCUAUGCAAUGAUGGAUGAAACAAUUAUUAUACUUACAUUGGAUGGCUUUAUUAUUGAAUGGGACUAGAGUAAACUUCUUGUUUUAAAUUUUUUUGA